UAUUUUGGAGCCAUGACAACGACUGUUCUGCCUGUCAAAGGCAUGACAUGCAAGUCUUGCGUGCAUGCCAUUACGAUAACACUUUCUGGAAUGCCUGGGCUAAUCUCUCUUGACGUCAGUCUAGAGCAAGAACAGGCAACAAUCGUCCAUCGUCUAUCACUCCCACAACAAAACCUCAUCGACGCGAUUGAAGACUGCGGAUUCGACGUACCAAUGCCAAUCACUACACGACUACCGGUCGAAGGCAUGACAUGCCAGUCAUGCGUGCGUGCAAUUCACAAUGCGCUUGACCCAUUACCUGGCCUAGUAUCUCUUGAUGUCAGUCUCGACCCUGGUCAAAUAACCGCCGCUCACGAUUUACGCCUAAAUAUAUCAACCUUGAUGGAAGCUAUCGAAGACUGUGGGUUUGACUUACCCACCCAUGCCUCACCACUUCCUCUCUCACCCGCAACCCCCACAGACACAGACAAUUGUUCUUUGGAACAAGAACCUCUGUUAGCCCAAAACUUUAUCGAGCCUGCCAAGAUCAAUAUUACAUCUACAUGCACAGGCACAGACGUAGAUGCAGACAUAGCCACAUCCACAUCCACAUCUACAGCCACCGUGCAGCUCGAGGUGCAUGGAAUGACAUGUGCCAGCUGCGUCCAUGCAAUUGAGAAAUCUGUAGGUCAACAACCAGGAGUCGUAUCCGUCACAGUGGCCCUAUUGGCCGAACGUGCGACAGUCGAGUACGAUGCAGAAUUGUGUGGGCCGGCCGAUAUUGUCAAGUGGGUUCAAGAUGCCGGAUUCGACUGUCAGAUCGUCCAGGUGCUUGCAUCUGACGAAAUCCAGCUUCAGGUGUUUGGAAUGACAUGCGCCAGCUGUGUACAUGCAAUCGAACAAGGCCUUUCCAAAGUCCCUGGUAUUCUGUCGGCCUCGGUAAAUCUUAUGACCGAGACAGCAAAGGUGCGCUAUGACCCAGCCGAGAUUGGCAUUCGGACGAUCGUGGAAGCAAUCGAAGGUCUUGGAUUCAACGCUCUUGUCGCCGAUACCACCAAGAAUGCUCAGCUCGAAUCGCUCUCAAAGGUCCGCGACAUCAUGGCCUGGAGAAGAGCCUUUUUUCAGAGUCUUGUGUUUGCAUUUCCGGUCUUUAUCCUGGGCAUGGUGAUGCCACAGUUUGAGUGGGGUCAAAAGGCAGCACACUUUACUAUCAUAAAGGGGUUGUACUGUACAGACGUUAUCCAGAUGAUCCUGACGAUCCCCGUCCAGUUUGUGAUCGGAGGGCGUUUUCUGGUAUCUGCCUACCGUUCAAUGUGUCAUCUUGCGCCCACAAUGGAUCUCCUGGUUUCAAUUUCUACCCUGGCCGCAUUCGUCUUUUCGGUCGUCUCGAUGAUCAGAGCAUUUGUCACCGGAGCAGAACAACCACCAACCGUGUUCUUUGAGACCUCGUCUAUGCUGAUUACCUUUAUUGUCCUCGGCCGUUACCUCGAGAACCUGGCCAAAGGCCAAUCCUCCACGGCUCUGUCCAAACUCAUGUCUCUCACACCCUCCACGGCCCUUUUGCUGACAUUCGAUCCCAGCACACAGACCAUCGUUUCCGAAAAGCGCAUCCCAUCCGAGCUCAUCCAGAAAAAUGACCUCGUCAAGAUCGUACCCGGCGACAAAAUCCCCACAGACGGAACUGUUUACUCGGGGUCUUCUACGGUAGACGAAAGCAUGGUUACUGGUGAAGUCGAUGCGGUCAACAAGUCAACCGGCGACGCCGUCAUUGGCGGCACGGUCAAUGGAUUGGGAACCUUUAUCUUGCAGGCCACACGUGUAGGAUCCGAUACUGCACUCAGUCAGAUCGUCAAGCUAGUCGAGGAAGCCCAGGUCAACAAGGCGCCCAUCCAAGGCUUUACGGAUCUCAUAGCCGGAUACUUUGUCCCGACUGUCAUCUUCCUGGGCGUCAGUACUCUUGUCCUGUGGUCUGUGCUGGUGAAUGUCUUGGGUGUCGAGCACAUGCCAAAGAUGUUGCAGAUGGCGAUUGAGCAAGAAGCCAACAACGACUGGUUCUUUGUUUGCCUCAAGCUCUGCAUCAGUGUUAUUAUUGUGGCGUGCCCCUGUGCGCUCGGUUUGGCCACCCCCACGGCAGUUAUGGUAGGCACAGGCCUUGGUGCUGAGCAUGGCGUGCUGUUCAAAGGUGGCGCUGUUCUUGAGAAUGGCCAGAAAGUCAACCGGGUUGUGUUUGACAAGACGGGUACUCUGACGAUUGGUAAACUAGAUGUCGUAGCAACCGUCUCUUGGGAUCCUAGUGUGGACGGCAAGGACGUGUUGGUCUUGGCUGGCCUAGCAGAGUCCAGCAGUGAGCACCCCCUUGGCCGUGCUGUAGUCAACCACACCAAGGCUAUUCUGGGAGUUUCUGUACUUGAACCGAUUGGAAAGGUUACCGAUUUUAGAAGCACUACUGGCUAUGGUAUCGAAUGCAACAUCGAACUUGUCAACAAAACUCGCCCGACUCAGCAGCAUGUUGUGAUUGGCAAUCAGGCUUGGCUGGAGGAGUAUCACGGUAUCUUGCUCGACGAGGCUCAGUUGGCGCAAUUUAAGGUCGAGGUUGGCAAAGGAAACACAUGUAUCCUGAUCGGCGCGGACGGUCUGGCCCUGGGUUUCAUUUCUCUUUCGGAUGUGAUCAAGCCUGAAGCCCGUGCGGUUAUUGCCACUCUCCACAGCAUGUCUAUUGAGACCGCGAUGAUUACGGGUGACAAUGAACUGACGGCUCGGUACAUUGCCAAACAGCUGGGAAUCGAUGAGAUUUAUGCGGGCGUGUCUCCGAAUGGCAAGACCCAGAUUGUCCAGCGCAUGCAAUCUCAGCCAGGACCUGUGUCUGGCCGGUUUUGUUGGCAAUCACGCCCUCCGACCAGUGUUGUGGCCAUGGUUGGGGACGGCAUUAACGAUUCACCGGCUCUUGUUCAGUCAGACUUUGGUAUUGCGCUGUGCAGUGGAACGGAUAUUGCAAUGGAGGCUGCAGAUGUGGUUCUGAUGCGCAAUGAUCUCUCGGAUGUCGUUGCUGCUCUUGAUCUGUCGCGCACAAUCUUCCGUCGUAUCAAGAUCAACCUUGCCUGGGCGUGUAUCUACAAUGUGAUCGGUAUCCCGCUUGCGAUGGGUGUGCUUAUGCCCUGGGGGUAUUAUCUGCAUCCCAUGAUGGCGGGUCUAGCCAUGGCAGCCAGUUCUACCAGCGUUGUCGUCAGUAGUUUGAUGCUCAAAUGGUUCUGGCGCAAACCAACUCUUGUUAACACAUCUCAUCCGUCUCAGUCUGGGCCAGGCUUCUUACGUCGAUUCAACCGAUUCUUUGGUUUAAGACGCGCCGAAUAUGAUGCAGUACCUCCAAGUUAUGAUCUUGAGAGCAUUCCUUCCCCUAUCUAAACAAACAAACAAACAAAAAAUCAGAGACUUCCUCUCCUGCACUUCCUUUGUCUCACAUUCACAUUCACACUCUCACUUACACGUACACCAUCUUAAAAAAAAUAUUUCAUCUCUUUAUUGUUUUUCUUUGUUUAUUAUGUAAAAUCAGCCUCAUAACUCUGUCUUUAUCUCUCUUACUUAUAUCUAUAUUUCCACUUUCAAUUUUCUCUGUAAACCCUCCCCCUCCGUCUGUUAUACUUCAUUGUUCUUUAUUACUUUCAUCUUAUUAAUCUUAUAAUUUACCAAACCAUCUAAUAAAAUACAUCUAAACG
This is a messenger RNA of Phycomyces blakesleeanus NRRL 1555(-), 3692 nucleotides long. RefSeq lists its product as hypothetical. NCBI's taxonomy places the organism in Eukaryota, Fungi, Mucoromycota, Mucoromycetes, Mucorales, Phycomycetaceae. Gene Ontology annotation, molecular function: ATP binding; copper ion binding; ATP hydrolysis activity. The record is from RefSeq and is a predicted model, not a curated record. The transcript is spliced from 2 exons. Gene Ontology annotation, biological process: copper ion homeostasis; monoatomic cation transport. Bases 13 to 3381 code for a protein of 1122 amino acids. Gene Ontology annotation, cellular component: membrane.